UUUUUUUUACUAAAUGUUCAUUUUUAAGGUCGUGGUCCAUCAAUUUUAUGAUUAUAUGAUAAUCAUCUUCACUUUUAAUAUACUAAAUAAUCAUUUAUUUCUAACAUAUUCACUUUUUAAUACUAAAUGUUCAUUUUCUUAUGUGUUCAUUUUUUUAUUUUUAAAUGUUCAUUAUUAUUUUUUACGUGUUCAUAUUUUUUUUUUUUCUAAAUGUUCAUAUUAUAGGGCGUGAGCUCCACCGGGGUUCAGCUAAGACUUAUUACUACUGGUAGAGUAGUAUACCAUACCUAAAAAUAGGGCAAGUAACAGUAUUUUGGGCUUUUAGGGUCCAAUAGUAGAAGUUUAACGAAAAUAGAUAACCCUAUGCUUGAGCUCCAAGUAGGAAAUACCGACCUAUCUGUAACUACCUGCCUUUUCUUUCUUCAACCAUCUUCUAAAUCUUUCAUUCAUUCAUUCCCAAAUCUCAAAAUUAAUCAAUCCCUAAUUCUCAUUCUUCAAGCAACCAAUUGCGUAUUCAUUCAAUAAGUUGAUCGGAAGUUUUUCGAAUUCUCAAUUUCCCUUUUCAAUUCUCUUUCAAGGUUUUAUUUGGUGAUUAAUCAAUCAUGAGGUUUAAGGAAGGAGCCAUGGUGGAGGUCUUGUCCAAAAAAGACCAUUCACGUGUUUGGAGGUGUGCAAAAAUUGUAAAAGAUGAUGGAGAUGGUUACACUGUCAAAUAUUAUCGAGGCCCAGGCAUAGCUAAGGACGGUGUUGACGAGGUUUCAGCUGAUGCAGUCAGGCCUUGUCCCCGACCAUCAAAGAGUAUUAAUAUUUUGCUUGUUGGUGAUGUUGUGGAAGUAUUAGAUGAUGGUUAUUGGAGGGUUUCCGUGAUCGAUGAGGUUUUGGAAGAUGAUUGUUUUUACAUCCGGGUGAUUGGAUCUUUGGAUGAGUUUAAAGUUAAUAGGUCUAGUAUCAGAGCACGACAAGAAUGGAAGCAGAACAAGUGGGUUCUGCUAGAUAAGGAUUCUGAAUAUCAUGAAGAUUUGGCGUCCAAGAUGCACAAGAAAUCCCAUGUGCAGGAAGUUCCAGAAUACAAUUUGCUGCCUAAAUCAUUGAAGAGGUCUUUUUCUGAUCAUUCAUCUACUGCCAAAGUUUAUUCCAAGUGUUCCCAGAAAAGAAGAUUAGUAGACAAUGCGGUUGAGCUUGAAGCUAUCCAUGGUGACGCAUAUUCCUUCACUGGAAAGGUAGAAAACCCUACAAACCAAAGGGGAAAUCUUGGUAAAGAUACUCUGCAAAAUUUUACUAAGAAAACAAUCUGGUCUAAUAAUGCUUACAGUAGAAAUCAUGAUGAUUUCCUGGGGCUAAAUGAUUGUGUCAGUACUAUGUCAUCUGUUGCUAGUUGUAGCAUCACUAAUGCCAUUUCUGAUAGGUUGCUCAGCCAUUCUUCUGCAGGAAGUAGACAGGAUAGUGCUUCUCUUUGUAGUGACGCAGAUUCACAUAGUCAAUUGGGAUCAGAGGAAGAAAUGUGUGUUGAUCAGUUAGAAAGGGGAGAUGUUUUAAGAACACAUGAGUUAGAUUUAUAUGGUUAUCGAUGCGUUCUAGAAACUUUAUAUGCGUCUGGUCCUUUAAGUUGGCAACAAGAAACUGCUUUAACAAACCUUCGUAUGAAGCUUUAUGUUUCAAAUGAUGAACAUUUGAGUGAGUUGAGGAGGUUAAAGUCUCUUGGUGUGAGUUGUCAAUAGCUUUAGAUAUUCUUUCUUAAAUUGCACUGGGUCUUGUAAAGUUCAGUGAUACCUUGUGCCUUGUAAGAAGUGGGUGACAUUUGAAACGGUACAUAUGCUCAAUUGUUGAUGCAGUCAUGAAAUUUGCAUACUUACAAUAUUCAUAUACAUUUGAAAAAUCUUAUAUCAAUUAUCUAAUUUGGAAGUAAUGUUUCUAGCCUCUCUUUAGCUGUCUUGAUAAUUCUAUAAUUAUUAUUGAUGCUUCUCAUACAUAUUUCAGGAGCUGUCCAGACAUGUAAGCCUUACUGCCACAAUCUUAAAGAUGAUGUUGUGGUUAGCCACCUCCUCUGUAGUUUUGAGAAAGGGGCAUCAUCUGCAAUGGCUCCUUUGUAAAUGAGGCAAUUCAUGUCGGAGGCUGUGAUUAAUCCCUCUUAUGUUGUUUUCUGUGCUUCAUUCCAGGUAAAAAAUGAUUUUUCAAGUUAAACUACUUGAAGCUGAACAGCUCCUUUGGGGCCUGUGAGCAAUAUACUUUUUAAAGAUCCCUUGCUGGAACUUGUUAGUUGGUGGUCAUCUUUUAAAGAUGGCAUUUAUUUUUCUUUUAAAUUAUAAUAUGCCUCAAAAGUUUGAAGGUUCCGACAAACAUUGUUACACGUGAUUGAAGAAUUUGAAAUUGAGUAUUAGUAUGAUCUGAGCGUAAUAAACAUUGCUAGAGAUAAUCAGCGUAAUUGCUGGGCAUCUCUACUAGUUAACUUAGAAGGUCUUUGUUUGCUGAGUUGGAUGUAAGUAUUGGCAAAUAUAUUGCAUCUAUGAAUAACCAAAGUUCGUAAUUAGGUGAUCAGAUUAUAUAUUUUCAUGUGUGUGCAUAUGCAGAAAGGCCUGGGACUCAUCUUGGAUAUUAAUUUGCUUUAUAUGUAGACUAGACAUGGCAAAUGGGUCAUUCGGGUCGGAUAUGGGUCGGGUCAUUUCGGGUCAGCUAACAUUCGAGUCGGGUAUGGGUUGGGUCGGGUUGAUUCGGGGUUCAGGUCAACUUUGGGUUAGGUAUUGGGUCAAUUUCGGGUCGGGUAUGUUCGGGUCGAGUCAUUUUCGGGUCAAGUAUAUUCGGGUUAGGUCAAAAUCUGGUUGGGUCAUGUUCGGGUUGUUACAUUUGUGAAUCAAGCUCAAAUCAAUAAUUUUAUACAGAGUAUAUAUUUUGUUAUUGUUAUAAUAAAAACUAUCAAUUCAGUUUAUGAGCUUAGCUACGGUUGAAGAUGAACAAUAGUAGUUAUUUUUGGUACAAGACAUUUUAAGUUCAAUUAUAAGGUAAUUUUAGUUCGGGACAUUGCGGAUAUUGGGUUUGUUCGGUGUCAAUUUCGGGUAUCGGGUCUGUUCGGGUCAAACAAUUCGGGUCAAUUUUGGGUUGGGCCAACUUCGGUUCGGGUCAGUUUGUGUGUCGGGUUAGGAUUGGGUCAACUCCAUUUUCAGAUCGGGUAUGGGUUGGGUUGGGUCAAUUUUGGGUUUCGGGUCAUGGGUCGGGUCUCUUUUUUUGGGGGGGGGGGCGGGUUUGGGGUUGGGAUGUGGUAGGUCAUUUUCCAUUUUAAACUUGGAGGUGUGGUCUGUACCAUCUUAUUCUAGAGCAUUUUCCUAGUUUCUACAUAAGCAACACCAGCUGUUGCAUGGACCUCUAGAUUUUUGCAAAUUCUAAUUUUUAGCCUUUUUAACAGUGUGUGCUGAACUUCUGAUAGAGAUAUUGGUUGUAUACUUUUUUCCCUAAAUUUCGUGGUUUCCAUAUUGUUAUGUCCAUAUGUGUGAUUUACUAAUAGCAUCUGUUGGGCAGUGGCACAGAAAGUAGGAUCUCGGUCCAUGUCUGAGGCUCUGUGAGCUAAGCUCCUCAGUGACCAUGCAAUUUUCUGCCGCCAAAUAAUCUGAGGUUAUUCUAAUUUCCAAUCAGGUGCCUCCACUUAUGGGUUCUUUUGGCCAUGAGAUUAUGUGUUCUUAAUUUGCUGGGUGCUGAGAAGCUCACUAUUAUGCAUGCCACUGAAUUACAGGUUUGUGCAUUAUGGUUCAAGUACUGCUUAUAUGGUAUAAUGAAUUUGUUAGAAACUUGAGCUUUGUGUUAUUAUUUAUAUACAUUAUAUACAUAGGAAAAAUAAGUUAAAAAAAAUUGUAUCCUCUCCCUCUUCUCGAAACCAGGCAUCAGAAUUUACGAUGCUAGUCAGAUGGUUAUAGUGUUUGAUAACGUGGAGUCUUUAUGAUCCUCUUAUGUUGCUUUAGUGCCUUGUACUCCUAUGAUGUUGCAGUACCUAUUUCAUCCGUUUGUUUUUUAAGAUGAAACCUAUAUAGAUUUACAUUAUUUACGCACACUAUACAAUCUCAAUUUUUGGUGAUUUUUUCAAAUGGAAAAACAUAAUCAUGUGGAGUCUUGUUAGAUUCAUCUUAUUCAUACUUUUCGGGUAUCAAUUUUUAAAUAUUUGUUGCUUAUUUGUAAUUAAAUGGAAUUGUUGAGCAUUAGCAAGCAUGAAACAAGAAGUGUUUUGUAUAAAAAAAAAAAAAAAUGAAGUAUCAUGUAGAUGAUUGACAGCGAUGAACUCCGGUUGGAUGAGCAUAAUCAUGUGUAAGGUUUUACACACAACAGUUUGCAACCUGAAGUACUUGUUUGGCAGUUCUCCAACUUGAAGAUCUCUAUCAGAACCUAGUUGUUAUAACUAAUCAGUUAUGUUGGUUCAUCCUUUGCUUGAAGAAAUUCUUAAGACAUCUGCAGAAGAAUGUAGCAAGACUCUGUGCACACGGUUGUUGCAUUCUCCUGCGAUCUCCUUUAGGCUAAUUGCAGCAUGAUUCUUGUAGUAUAGAUGUAUAGCUUAAAAUAUUUGAUGGUAAAGCAUGCCAGAGAAUUGUAGUUAUAAUUCAAUGUAUACAACUUAAUUUGUUUUGAGUUAUACAAGUAUACAUUGUUUUUCAUUCUGCUAACAA
This is a messenger RNA of Chenopodium quinoa (quinoa), 4643 nucleotides long. RefSeq lists its product as uncharacterized. The coding region runs from base 603 to 1718 and encodes 371 amino acids. The transcript is spliced from 3 exons. Lineage: Eukaryota; Viridiplantae; Streptophyta; Magnoliopsida; Caryophyllales; Amaranthaceae. The record is from RefSeq and is a predicted model, not a curated record.